GCGAAGGUGUCUUGGAGCUUCAGCAAAAUAUAAAAUAUAACUAUAAAAUAGAAGCAACAACCCUAUAGGCUACAGCAUUCACGACAAGACUCUCCAUGAAUGGAUUACAUUCAGAAAAAGAGGUGUAAUGCAUCUUAAUCUCGGGUGGCAUCUCCUCCGGUGAUAAGGAGUUUUCUAAAGGCAUGUUUGUUUAGGAGGUUUUGGCUUAUUUAUCCUCAAAGCACCGAGAGGAGGCACAGAUGAGAAGAGAAAAAAAGAAAACUCUACUGAGUUUGUGUGUGGUGGAACAUUGAUGGAAAUCCGUUAUAUCCAUUUAAUGAACUAGGGCGCUCAUGCGCUCUAUGGUCAAAGGGAAUGGUCUGUAUUGAUGUAUUCAGUUUAGUGAUGGUUACCGUUCUCUUCCUCACUUAGUAACUUGUUAACAAAAAAAAAUACAUUGGCGAUUUCUGCGGUACAACUGGGACGGAUAUCUUAUUUAAGCACACGCCACCUCUCCAAUCCAAAUGUCAAAGUGAGACACUAAUGCAGCACUUGCUAUUUUGCUGUAAGUGAAAAUAAUUUGCGUAAAUAACAGCUCGAGCUAUAGAACAUGGGUAUUUCUCCGGCGGCUCUGCUCUAUGUCAUAGCGACCAUCCACCUCGGUGUCUCUCAGCAUUUGUUGCGUCUGCGCCCUUCGCCCAGCGAGCAUCUCCCAGUGCCCGGUCUUAAAGAGGACCCUGACCCAAAAUACGACCCGAGGAAACAGGACCUGGCCGAACGGACACUGAAGAGGAAACUCGGGAGAAACUUUGACCCCGUCUUCAUGUCAAUCAACAGCCCCCCUGUUGUGGAGAACCGGACUGCCCUUGAAGCACAGUCCAGACUGAUGGGACCUAUUCCCAACCAGCUGAAACAGCUGGACCUGGUGACAGUGGGCAAGAAAGCCCGUCGGAAGUUUACACAGUGGUUGUGGGCAUACACGCACUGCCCCGUGGGCUAUGUAUGGAAGGACUUGGGCGUGAGGUUCUGGCCGCGUUACGUCAAGGAGGGACAGUGUCUGAAUGAGCGCUCUUGUUCGUUCCCGGCGGGGAUGUUUUGCAUGCCGGACAAGUCAGUCACCAAGACAUUCCUCCGCUGGUACUGCCAGGGCUUUCUCCAAAAGAAAUACUGCAUGUGGAUACAGGUUCAAUACCCCAUCAUAUCCGAAUGCAAGUGUUCCUGUGUAGAAUAGGCCUAUUUAACUCGGGGUAAAACUAUUUCCAUUCAAAUUUAAUUAAACCUUCAUCAUACAACAUCGGAUUUUGUUACUUAAAAAGCUAUUAAAUUCACAUAUAAACGUGUAAACAUUUAUCUACAAUAGUGUACAUCAAGCGUGAUAGGGCUAUUUCAAUUGGAAUUGGAAAAUGGAACAUGUACAUGAACACGUGACCGUCUUCACAAAGUUGUCUUGACAAAGUUUGGGAGUUUUUUUGUUUUUUUUAUGUCUGGCACGGGAUGGAGAGUGUAUCACGGUAUAGACUACUGUUAACAGUUUUUAUUUAUUUUAUU
Molecule: messenger RNA, 1527 nt
Organism: Oncorhynchus gorbuscha (pink salmon)
Lineage: Eukaryota; Metazoa; Chordata; Actinopteri; Salmoniformes; Salmonidae
Product: noggin-2-like
Exons: 1
Coding region: 590-1210 (206 amino acids)
Biological process (GO): dorsal/ventral pattern formation; negative regulation of cell differentiation; negative regulation of BMP signaling pathway
Source: RefSeq, a predicted model, not a curated record